AUGUUUGAUUGCUCUUCUAUUGGAAAUAUGUUGAAUCUGGAAGUGCUAAGCUUUGCUAACUCUGGAAUUGAGCUGUUACCUUGGACAAUUGGAAAUUUGAAGAAGCUAAAACUACUGGAUUUGACAGAUUGUGGUGGUCUUCGUAUAGACAAUGGUGUAUUUAAAAAUUUGGUUAAACUACAAGAGCUUUAUACGAUAUGUGGCUAUCCACCAGACAACCGCAUUAAAUUCACAGAUGAUAACUGCAAUGAAAUCGCAGAAGGUUCAAAAAACCUUUAUGCUUUCGAAUUUGAGUUCUUUCGGAACAAUGCUCUACCAAAGAAUAUGUCAUUUGAGAAUAUUGAACGAUUCAAGAUCUCAGUGGGGUGUGCUUUAGAUGGAAAUAUUAGUAAGACCAAACACUCAUUCGAAAACACGUUGCAGUUGGUUGUAAAUAAAGACGAAAUAUUGGAAUCUAGAAUGAAUGAGUUGUUUCAAAAAACAGAGGCGCUUUGUUUGACAGUGGAAGAUAUGAAUGAUCUUGAAGAUAUUGGGUUCAAGCCCUCACACCCUCUCCAUACCUCUUCCUUCUACAAAUUAAGAGUCCUUGUCGUUUCAGAAUGUGCAGAGUUGAGAUAUCUUUUCACACUUGGUAUUGCAAAAGCGUUACCAAAUAUUGAGCAACUUGAUGUCGAGUCAUGUGUUAAUAUGGAAGAACUCAUACAUACUGGGAGUAAUGCAGAAGAAAUAAUUACCUUCCCCAAGUUGAAGUUUUUAUCUUUGCGUUGGCUACCAGUGCUAUCGGGCUUGUCUCAUAGUGUCAAGAUAAUUGAGCUGCCACAACUCGUUGAGUUAAGACUUUGUGGAAUUCCAAAUAUCACCGGAAUUUAUACCAAUGAUAAAUUUGCAACAUCUUGUUUCUUCAAGGAAGAGGUUAUGAUUCCUAAUUUGGAGAAACUGUAUAUCUUUUAUAUGGAAAAUCUAAAGGAGUUAUGGCCUUGUGAAUUUAGGAUAACUGAGGAAGUUAAGCUGAGAGAGAUUGAAGUGAGGUAUUGUGAUAAUCUUGUGAAUCUGUUUCCGUGCAAUCCUACGCCAUUACUACAUCAUCUUGAAGCUCUUGAAUUAUGGGAUUGUGGGUCCAUUGAAGUGUUAUUCAACAUUGACCUGGAUUGUGUUAGUGAAAUUGGGGAAGAAGAUAGCAACAGCAGUAGCUUGAGAAGCAUUAAAGUACAACGAUUUGGGAAGCUAACAUAUGUGUGGAGGAUAAAAGGUGCAGAUAAUUCUCCUCACCUGAUACGUGACUUUAUAACUGUUGAAAGCAUAGAUAUAAGAAGCUGCAAUAUGUUUAGAAAUGUAUUCACACCUGUUGUCACCAAUUUUGAUUUAUCGGCACUUACGGAGAUCUUCAUUCAUGAGUGCGGAGAAAGCGAGAGAAACAAUGAAUUGAUGGAGUGUAUCCAAGAGGAAAAGCUUAAUAUUGUACAAAAGGAAGACACAUCUCGAGUCAUUAAUGAUAUCUCUAAUGUUGUAAUCCCUAUGUGUCACAUGCACUCUUUUCGUAACCUCCGUUCGCUUGAAUUGUGGGGAUAUGAAGGAGUGGAAGCGGUAUUUCAGAUCGAGGGUCCACAAAGUAGAGAAUUGGUAACAACUCAGAAUAAUCAACAAUUACUGCCCUACCUCGAAGAAUUGCAUAUGACUUUUAUGGAGAGGAUGAGCCAUGUAUGGAAGUGUAACUGGAAUAAUUUCUUAAUUACUCAAAAAACACAUUUGGAAUCUCCAUUCAACAACCUGACAACCAUACAUAUGAUCCAAUGCAAAAGCAUUAAGUACUUGUUUUCACCUCUCAUGGCCAAACUUCUUUCCAAACUAAAGAAAGUCGAGGUAAGUGAUUGUGAUGGUAUUGAAGAAAUUGUUUAUAAUAGAGAUGAUGAAGAAAAAACAAAGACAGAUUCUACCAACACAAGCACCAGUUUAUUCACUCAUUUCGAUUCCCUCACUCUAAGUGGCCUAAACAAUCUAAAGCAUAUCGGUGGCAGUGUCAGUAAUCAUCGGAGCAAUCAAUUAUCUUUCAAUAAUACCACUACAACUAAUGCUUUUCUUGAUCAACUUUCUCAAGUGGGUGGUGUUUGUUGGACCUUAUGCCAAUACUCUAGAGAGAUAAGAAUAUCAAGGUGUCAUACAUUGUCAAGUGUGAUUCCAUCUUAUGCAGUAGGAAAUAUGCAAAAGCUUCAAGUUCUAAAAAUAGAGUCUUGCAGCUUGAUGAAGGAGAUAUUUGAAACUCAAGACAUCAAUGACCACAACAGUAGCUUUCAUAGUGCUGAAGAAACUGUUGGUACACCAACCAUUCCAGGACUAAGUAAUGUCAUUAAGUUUAAACUGAUGAACCUAAAGAUAUUGGAAAUCAAAGAUUGCAGCUGUUUGGAACAUAUAUUCACAUUUUCUGCCCUUGAAAGCCUUGGGCAACUAGAAAAGUUAAAGAUAGAGAAUUGCAUUGCAAUGCAAGUGAUUGUGAAGGAAGAACCAGGAGAUCAGACCAGGAAAACAAAUGAUUUGGUCUUUCGGCGUCUAAAGUCCAUUGCACUUGUCAAUCUACCAAACCUCAUGAGUUUCUUCUUGGGGACGAAUGACUUUCGAUGGCCAUUAUUGGAUGAUGUUAUGAUCAAGGAUUGCCCCAAAAUGAUGGUGUUCACAUCUGGUCAGUCAAUAGCUCCAAAGCUCAAGUACAUACACACAAGAUUUGGCAAAUAUAGUCUUGAUUGUGGCCUUAACUUUCCUGUGACAACCACUUCGCAUCAGACCCUAUUCCCAGUUUUAGACAAUACAAGCUCAAGCUCGGCUACUUCAGAAGGGAUACCUUGGUCUUUUCAAAAUUUGAUCACAUUAGAUCUAGCAUAUAAUAAAUUUGUUGUAAAGAUUAUUCCAUCCAAAGAGUCACUACAACUUCAGAAGCUGGAAAAGAUUCAUGUAAGGCAAUGUGUUAUGUUAGAGGAGGUAUUUGAAGCAUUGGAAGGGACGAAUAGUGGUUUUGUCAAACUUCCAAAUCUAAGAGAAGUGGAGUUACUAAGGCUAAAGCGUCUAAGGCAUAUAUGGAAGAGCAAUCAGUGGACAAUAUUUGAGUUUCCAAACUUAACAAGAGUCUCUAUUGAUUAUUGUGAUGGGUUAGAACAUGUUUUUACUAGUUCCAUGGUUGGUAGUCUAUUGCAACUCCAAGAGCUACAUAUAAGUUAUUGUGACAAUAUGGAGGAGGUAAUUGUUUCAGAUGCGAAUGUUGUUGUAGAAGAAGAGGAGGAUGGAAAAGUGAAUGAGAUUUUAUUACCUCGUCUAAGAUCUUUAGAAAUUGAUUCAGUUCCAUGUCUUAAGGGGUUUUGCUUAGGGAAGGAGGAUUUUUCAUUGCCAUUAUUGAGUACUUUGAGUAUCAAGAAAUGUCCAACAAUAACAAUUUUCACCAAAGGAAAUUCAGCUACUCCAGAACUUAAAGAAAUAGAGACAAGUUUUGGCUCGUUUCAUGCCCAAGAAGACAUCAACGCUUUUAUAAAGAUAAAACAAAAGGAGUUUACAGAUGCUGACAGAUAA
This is a messenger RNA of Lactuca saligna, 3552 nucleotides long. The record is from the annotation of a GenBank genome assembly. Lineage: Eukaryota; Viridiplantae; Streptophyta; Magnoliopsida; Asterales; Asteraceae.